Fundulus heteroclitus (mummichog) is the source of this 2508-nucleotide messenger RNA. RefSeq names its product NOP2/Sun RNA methyltransferase 3 (gene nsun3). Lineage: Eukaryota; Metazoa; Chordata; Actinopteri; Cyprinodontiformes; Fundulidae. The transcript is spliced from 6 exons. Gene Ontology annotation, biological process: rRNA methylation. The coding region runs from base 65 to 1429 and encodes 454 amino acids. The record is from RefSeq and is a predicted model, not a curated record. Gene Ontology annotation, cellular component: mitochondrial large ribosomal subunit. Gene Ontology annotation, molecular function: methyltransferase activity.
AGUGAUUGUUUUAUAAAUUCAAUGCACGUAAGCCACGUAUAACUCAGUCGAUUGGCGUUACAUUAUGUGGAGGAGAAUAUGUGUCGAACUUGAGACAACGCCGACGCACCUGCAGUGGCUGGCACCGUUUACCUGCAGCACAGGUCCGGAUGGCGCUCUGCAGCGAAAUAAACAGCGUGGGGCUCAGAGGAACAAGAUAAGAAAAACGGGUGACAGCAAGAGACAUCCAUGUCCAGCAGUCCUCGAGCAUUUUGACCAGCAGUACAGUGAAGAACUGGGGGAUUUGUGGGCACCGGCAAGAGCAGUGCUGCUGGACCCUCCUUCGUGGCAGUAUGGGGUCAUGUUAAACCGCUUCAGCUCCGUGACAGAUAUCGCACAGAUUCUUCUCUCUCGGGGCUUUUCAUCAUUGCUGCCGCAAGCAGAUGUCCCAGAGCUGUCUCGUAAUGAUGCCUCCACUGUGUCUAAUUCUACGCAUCAGAAAGGAACAGACACUCUGUCACAUCCCUGUUCCUCCAAGUGCCGUCCUGAGGACUUUCGUCUCCUGCCCUGCAUAACCUCCCAUCCGUUGGGGCAGCCCCAUCGGUCGGAGCUUCCUCUCCGUUUGCCUCGUUCAUCGUUACAAUGUUACAUCCACCCGCGGCCCCUGAGAUUUCCCUCCCAGGCUCACCGGCCGGGCCAGCUGAAGCAGUACUACCUCCUGAACGCGGCCUCCCUUCUUCCAGUGCUGGCUUUGCAAGUGCGCGACGGCGACACGGUUUUGGAUUUGUGCUCGGCCCCCGGAGGCAAAGCUGUCGCCAUAAUGCAAAGUGCAACUCCAGCUCUUCUCUGCUGUAAUGAGCCAGAUCCUCACAGACGGGCCUGGCUGGCCAAAACCCUGGAGUCCUUUCUGCCUCCCUCCCUGAGCAGCAGAGUGAUGGUGUCGGCACAGGACGGGCGCUCCUUCGGGAAAAGCGAAGCCGGCUUUUAUGACAAGGUUUUAGUUGAUGCUCCGUGUUCUAAUGACAGGAGCUGGCUGCAUUCUAGCUGCAGACACCAGGGGCAACAGAGGCUGGAAGACAGAGCCAAGCUGCCUGUGCUACAGACUCAGCUUUUAAGGUCUGCCAUAUCUGCAGUGCGUCCAGGGGGUGUUGUCGUCUACUCAACCUGCACACUGUCAAGCUUGGAGAACUGUGCUGUAGUUGAGGCUGUGCUGAACGACUUCCCUGGUGCUGAAGUUGAAAGUCUGUGGGAGGAGAUUGCUUUGCCUCUGUCAAAAUACUUUGCCUUUAUUUCACGCCCCGGUCAUAAACGGUUAGAUGCCAAGCCGUCCCUGUGUCCACCGACUGACGCGCCGUCCUGUUCUCACGACAAGCUCGGCAUUCUGGUGGUUCCUCAGCCUGGCAAGACCUGGGGGCCGAUGUUUUUGUCUCGAAUUAGAAAAAAGGGAUAAAACUUAACCUGCAGGGCAAAGAUCUUGCAACUCUUAAGGCCGGUCCUGUAUCAGUUCCAGCACUUCUUCUCACACAAGCUGUACAAAGCAGUUUAGAUGCAAACGCGUCAGGAUCGGCACAUCAGGGAUUUAAAGGGUCUCAAGGAGAGCAGCACUUGGUGUUCGGAGCUGCAGUGUCUCAGUUGAGGGUAACGUGCACGAGUGGGCGUAUUGUGUGAGAUUUUACAUUUAACCAGCAAAUAAAAAUAGAACAACGCUCGCAUCAAUCAUUCUUACCUCCAGCAAUUUUCAUCAGAGACAGAUUGAUGUUCGCUGGAUACUUGUAAUCAAUGUUUAAUAUGGCUAUGAGGAAAAUGACAAUGUGACAGUAAAGGAGCUGCUUGUACUGAUAAAACAGCAGAAAACUCAUAUUCAGUUUGUAUGUAUAGUUUCGCUUGUCCUCUAGUCUCAACCUGGGUUUUUGUCUGGAUCAAAAGGAUUUAUGUGAAGCGUUGGAUAUCCACAGAAGCUGGAAAAGACCACAAAACAGAUAAAACGAAGAGGGAUUUAUUCAUUAGGAGAUUAAACACUGCAGCUGAAGCAUCAUGUCGCUCUAUAGUAAAUGUAGACAAAAAUAGCAGCACUUAGAUAACAAGCUCUGUAUAUCAACUUUAAAGUGGAUAACACGAUGUCUUCAGCCUUUGGAUUUAAAACUUCAGUCUGUUACGGAAAUCUCCUCUGUUUCGUUUGCCGGUCCGUAAUCUUCUUUUUACUGGAUAUUAUUUAGAAUUGAUUUAAGAUGGAAAUCCCAUCAAUCUGAAAAUACGCUUGCAGCCAAGAACGAUCAACUAAUCCUCUGUAUGAGGUGAAAGAAUAUGGACCUUCUACAUCCAGAUCUAUUAGAAAGCAAGUAACCACGACUGUUGGAGUAGGUGUCAGAUGUUUUACUCAAAACUAACUCAGUAUUGAUGGAAACUUUUUUAUUUUACAGGCAAAAACUCUUGUAAAACAUAACUAAGCAAAAUGUAAAUAUCUUUUAUUUGCAGAACAUCUUUUCUGUUCAGAACAAAUAAAUUGGAAUUGCUUAUUGUUGAUGAAAA